UGGGUAGAGUAAAUCAAAGUCUUCAAGCCUUCCCUCUUGUCUCUUCUCCGCCCCACCUCCCUCGGUUCUUUUCCUCUCAAGACGCGGCGCCGUGGACGGCGGCGCAUGCUUUUGAGUUUUGACCUGUUUCUAGCUGAAACCAUCUAUUACCAAAUAACAGAAAAGAAAUCAACCUGAAGGACUCUUCCGUGGCGGCCUCCUCCUCCUCCCUUUCUCCGCCGCGCGGGGAUGCCGAUGUUGAGGCUCUUCGCCCUCCUACAUUGGCUGACCCACCGCAGCAAACACCUCAGUCUGACGUCAUGAUUUCAUCUAGGGACCCAGACGCUCUCGUCAGUGGCGGCGGCAUCAGCUUUCUCACCGGAAGUCGAACUGCUGAAUUCAGCUAUGGAUAUUCCAGUUUUAAGGGCAAAAGGCCUUCCAUGGAGGAUUUUUACGAAACGAGGAUAUCUGAAGUUGAUGGUCGAAAGGUUGCCUUUUUCGGUGUUUUUGAUGGUCAUGGAGGUUCGAGAACUGCAGAGUAUCUGAGAAACAACCUUUUUAAGAAUCUAAGCACCCACCCUGAUUUUAUCAAGGACACCAAGACAGCUAUAGUUGAAGCAUUUAAACAAACCGAUGAUGGUUACCUCAACGAAGAGAAAGGCCAGAAAAAAGAUGCUGGUUCAACUGCCUCGACUGCUGUAUUACUCGGUGACCGGCUGCUCGUUGCAAAUGUUGGUGAUUCUAGAGUGGUUGCCUCUAGAUCUGGAUCAGCUGUCCCUCUGUCAGUUGAUCACAAGCCUGAUAGAUCCGAUGAACGCCAAAGGAUUGAAGAUGCUGGAGGUUUCAUCAUUUGGGCAGGGACGUGGCGAGUUGGCGGUGUUCUUGCUGUUUCUCGUGCAUUCGGUGAUAAACUACUUAAACCCUAUGUAGUUGCUGAGCCUGAAAUUCAGGAAGAAGAAAUCGUCGGUGUCGAUUUCAUAAUCAUUGCAAGUGACGGGCUUUGGAAUGUUGUAUCGAAUCAGGAUGCCGUGGCCUCAGUGCAGGAUGUAACCGAUGCCGAGGCUGCAGCAAGGAAACUUAUAAAAGAGGCGUAUGCACGAGGGAGCUCGGACAACAUUACUUGCAUCGUUGUCCGGUUUGACAGCCCGUGAAACCGGUUACAAGUUUGUAACGAAUCCCCAAAUGAUCAUGUUCUUCUAUCUUGUUCAUCGGUUCAUCCGGCGAAGCACUUUCGUAACCGGUUAAUUUGUCCUUUGGCCGGGAAAUAGGACUCUUUUAUGGAUGCAAAUUUUAAAAGCUCAGUUUGGGCAUUGUUCUGAUUGAUUACUGCAAAAAAAAAAGUAUUCAUUUCAUCUGGUUACAAGUGAUGAUGAUGUAUGUGUUCUAACUUCUAAGGUUUAGUUGUUUGUCAUUUGAACUGGUUUUUUAAUUGAGGUAUUGGGAUAUAAUUAAAGAGUUUAUUUCUUUCA
Hibiscus syriacus is the source of this 1448-nucleotide messenger RNA. RefSeq names its product probable protein phosphatase 2C 11. Gene Ontology annotation, cellular component: nucleus; cytosol. The record is from RefSeq and is a predicted model, not a curated record. Bases 300 to 1130 code for a protein of 276 amino acids. Gene Ontology annotation, biological process: protein dephosphorylation. The transcript is spliced from 8 exons. Gene Ontology annotation, molecular function: cation binding; protein serine/threonine phosphatase activity. NCBI's taxonomy places the organism in Eukaryota, Viridiplantae, Streptophyta, Magnoliopsida, Malvales, Malvaceae.